GUCACUCCGCCACCGGCGGCGGCUCCGGGCGCUGCCGGCGGGGCCGCGCGGGACGGGGCGCAGCGAGCGCCUUGCCAGCAGCUGCCUCAGCAGGAUGAAGGGGACAGCCAAUGUCAACUCCACUGGACGUAGCCACUACCAGUCUGCCAUCCCAGUGCCCCGUGCCAUAGCCCAUGGCAAACUGCACACCACAGCCCCCCUGAGCACCCCGGGGUCCCCUGUCCUCCACAGGGCUCUGUCCCCUCGGCCAGGGAAGGUGCCAGCCCCUGCUCCCAAGACUCUCAAGCCCAAAGCCACUGGCAAAGCUGCUGGCCAUGAACUGGCCGAGGGCAGGGAGGGAAGCCCUUGUGUCCCCGCUCAGGGCGGGCAGAAAGCCCUGUCAAGACCCCUGGUGUCCCCUGGGAAAUGGCCAGAGGCAGCAGGCAGUGGGAGGAGAGGGGCAGGCAGGGUGGGGGAGCCCACCGAGUUGUGCAAAGCUCCCCUAGCACAGGGCAGGGGUGGGGGGCGGCUGGGAGGGUCCCUUGGGAAGGGCAGUGGAACAGCCACGGCAGGGACAGGGGAUGAGUCUCAUGGUGGCUCACAGGGGAGGGGCUCUGUGUUUGGGUCAGGGGCCAUCACUUUCUCCUCAGGGCCCCCACACAGCCACCCCAUCACUGCCACUGUGGCACCCUUCCUGUACCGGCUGCAGGAGGACCGGGAGCAUGAGAGGGUCACAUCCCCGGGUGAUGAGUGCUCCAGUCCUGAGAAGGGAUCUGACCCUGACCCCAAGCCCAGAGGCCUGACAACAGCAGCAGCGCCUGGCGGGUUAAAUGGUUGCAGCGCGGGGAUGCUGGGGAGCAACCUCAAGAGCCUUCCCGACGUGGAGCUGGGCGAGGAGGAGCGCGGCUUUCGGCGGGGCCCCGACGGCAGCACCGUGAUGCCGAAGCGGGCGAAGGCGGCGGCGGCGGCGGCCGCGGGGCCGCGGGGCGCGGAGCUGCGCGUCUUCAAGGCGAGCAGCGCGGAGGGGCGGCUGCCGGCCGGCUCCAACCUGCGCAAGCAGAAGUCGCUCACCAACCUCGCCUUCCUCACCGACGCCGAGAAGAAGCGGCAGCUCUAUGAGCCUCGCUGGAGCGACGACAUGGCCAAGGCGGCAGCGCCGGGGGCGGCGGCGGCGGGGGGCGGCGGGCGCGGCGGCCCCCGCGGGCGGGACGCGCCCGCCAUGUCGCGGAGCCUGUCCCGCUCCGAGCACUCGCUGCUGUCGCCGCGCCCCGCCGGCCCGGCCAAGCCGCCGCCCGCCGGGAAGCCGAGCCGCAUCCCCCGCGGGCCCUACGCCGAGGUGAAGCCCCUCAGCAAGGCCCCCGAGGCGGGCGGCGGCGGCAAGUGCGACGACGAGUUGCUGGGCGGGAAGGGGCCGGCGGUGGCGGCGGGCACCGAGGAGAAGCCGUACCUGAAGGUGGACCCCGAGCUGGUGGUGACGGUGCUGGGCGACCUGGAGCAGCUGCUCUUCAGCCAAAUGCUGGACCCCGAGUCCCAGAGGAAGAGGACAGUGCAGAAUGUGCUGGACCUACGUCAGAACCUGGAGGAGACCAUGUCCAGCCUCAAGGGCUCUCAGGUGUCUCACAGCUCCCUCGAGAUGACCUGCUAUGACAGUGAUGAAGCCAACCCACGGAGCGUCUCCAGCCUCUCCAACCGCUCCUCCCCUUUGUCCUGGCGCUACGGGCAGUCCAGCCCACGCCUGCAGGCCGGGGACGCGCCAUCGGUUGGGGGCACGUGCCGCUCCGAGGGCACCCCGAGCUGGUACAUGCACGGGGAGCGAGCGCACUACUCGCACACCAUGCCCAUGCGCAGCCCCAGCAAGCUGAGCCACAUCUCCCGCCUGGAGCUGGUCGAGGCGCUGGACAGCGACGAUGUGGAGCUGAAGUCGGGGUACAUGAGUGACAGCGAUCUGAUGGGGAAGACGCUGACGGAGGAUGAUGACAUCACCACGGGCUGGGAUGAGAGCAGCUCCAUCAGCAGUGGCCUCAGCGAUGCCUCCGACAACCUCAGCUCAGAGGAGUUCAAUGCCAGCUCCUCGCUCAACUCCCUGCCCUCCACCCCCACCGCCUCGCGCAGGAACUCGGCCAUAGCGCUGCGCACGGACUCGGAGAAGCGCUCACUGGCAGAGAGCGGACUGAGCUGGUACGGUGAGGGUGACGAGAAGGCACCCAAGAAGCUGGACUACGACAGCAGCAGCCUCAAGAUGGAGCAUGGCUCCUCCAAGUGGCGGCGGGAGCCCUCGGAGGGUGGAGAGGAGGGGCCCAAGGGUGGUGAACUGAAGAAGCCUGUCAGCCUGGGCACCCCGGGCUCCCUCAAGAAGGGCAAGACUCCUCCAGUGGCUGUGACCUCUCCCAUCACCCACAUGGCCCAGAGCACCCUCAAAGUGGCAGGCAAGCCAGAGACCAAAGUCACCGACAAGAGCAAGCUGUCAGUGAAGAACACGGGCCUGCAGCGCUCCUCCUCUGAUGCCGGCCGUGACCGCACCGCUGACGCCAAGAAGCCGCCGUCAGGGCUUGCCCGCCCCUCAUCCUCCAGCUCCUUUGGCUACAAGAAACCAGCUCCUGCCACUGGCACGGCCACUGUCAUGCAGGCUGGGGGCUCGGCCACUCUCGGCAAGAUCCAGAAGAGCUCUGGCAUCCCUGUUAAGCCAGUCAGUGGGAGGAAAACAAGCCUCGAUGUCUCCAACGCACCUGAGCCUGGGUUCCUGGCACCAGGGGCUCGCUCCAACAUCCAGUACCGCAGCCUGCCCCGGCCGGCCAAGUCCAGCUCCAUGAGUGUGACCGGGGGCCGCAGCGCAGCCCGGCCGGUCAGCAGCAGCAUUGACCCCAGCCUGCUGAGCACCAAGCAGGGCGGCAUCUCGGUGUCACGGCUCAAGGAGCCAUCCAAGGUUGGCACUGGCCGUGGCACACCAGCCCCUGUGAACCAGACAGAUCGUGAGAAGGAGAAGGCCAAGGCUAAGGCAGUGGCACUUGACUCUGAGUGCAACACCCUGAAGAGUGCCAGCUCACCUGAGAGCACCCCAAAAGCCCAGGCCAGCCUCCCGCCAGCAGCCAAGGUGGCUGAGCUGCCCCCUACACCUCUCAGAGCAGCUGCCAAGACCUACGUGAAACCUCCCUCGCUGGCCAACUUGGACAAGGUCAACUCCAACAGCUUGGACUUGCCUUCCUCCAGUGAGCUGCACACCCCACACACUGCCAAGCUCCAGGACCUGCAUCCGGCUGGUGGGCACCUUGCGCCCUGCUUCAGCCCCAGCCCUGCCCCCAUCCUCAACAUCAACUCAGCGAGCUUCUCCCAGGGCCUGGAGCUCAUGGGUGGCUACAGUGUCCCCAAGGAGGGCAGGAUGUACCCUAAGCUCUCCGGCCUUCACCGCAGUAUGGAAUCCCUGCAGAUGCCCAUGAGCCUGCCCAGUGCCUUUUCAGGGGGCAGCACCACCACCCCCACCCCUGCUGCUGCACCCCCUGCCAGCGCAGAGGAGGAAGAGGAAGAAGAGGCAGGAGAGCUGGGCUGGAGUGGGAGCCCCCGGCUCACACAUCUGGACAGUGCCAGCCGCGACAGGAACACACUGCCCAAGAAGGGCUUGAGGUACCAGCUCCACUCCCAGGAGGAGGCCAAGGAGCGGCGCCACUCCCACGCAGUCAGUGGACUCCCCGAGUCGGACGAGCAGCAGGAGCUGCCCUCACCCCCCGCCCUCCCCAUGGCGCUGGUCGGGAAGGGUCCGCUCACCAGCAUUGUGAGCCCUACUGCCACCACAACCCCGCGGAUCACUCGCUCCAACAGCAUCCCUACCCACGACUCCACCUUCGAGCUGUACAGCACCUCCCAGAUGGGCAGCACCCUCUCCCUGGCCGACAAGCCCAAGGGCAUGAUCCGCUCGGGCUCUUUCCGGGACCCUGUGGACGAUGUUCACGGAUCGGUGCUGUCCCUGGCCUCCAGCGCGUCCUCCACCUACUCCUCCGCUGAGGAGAAGAUGCAGUCUGAGCAAAUCCGCAAGCUGCGCCGCGAGCUGGAGUCCUCGCAGGAGAAGGUGGCCACGCUGACAUCCCAGCUGUCUGCUAAUGCCAACCUGGUGGCGGCCUUUGAGCAGAGCCUGGUGAGCAUGACAUCCCGCCUGCGGCACCUGGCUGAGACCGCCGAGGAGAAGGACACGGAGCUGCUGGACCUGCGAGAGACCAUUGACUUCCUGAAGAAGAAGAACUCAGAGGCCCAGGCUGUGAUCCAGGGUGCUCUAAAUGGCACUGAUGUCACCCCCAAAGAGCUGCGCAUCAAGCGGCAGAACUCCUCUGACAGCAUCUCCAGCCUCAACAGCAUCACCAGCCACUCCAGCAUCGGCAGCAGCAAGGCUGCUGACGCCAAGAAGAAGAAGAAGAAGAGCUGGCUACGCAGCUCCUUCAAUAAGGCCUUCAGCAUCAAGAAGGGCCCCAAAUCAGCUUCGUCCUACUCUGACAUAGAGGAGAUCGCCACGCCAGACUCGUCAGCCCCCUCUUCCCCUAAGCUACAGCAUGGCUCCACAGAGACUGCCUCGCCCUCCAUCAAGUCCUCCACAUCCUCCUCCGUGGGCAUUGACACGGCUGAGCUCUUCCAGGCCCACAGUGAGGGCGAGCCCGAGAAGAAGGAGGUGUCAGAGCUGCGGUCAGAGCUGUGGGAGAAGGAGAUGAAGCUGACAGACAUCCGCCUGGAGGCCCUUAACUCAGCCCACCAGCUGGAGCAGCUGCGGGAGACCAUGCACAACAUGCAGCUGGAGGUGGAUCUCCUGAAGGCCGAGAAUGACCGUCUCAAGGUGGCCCCUGGGCCUUCAGCAGUGCUAGGUGCUGUUCCCAGCCAUAUCACGAGCACAUCGGCUUCCUCUUCACCACGGCGCUCCUUGGGUCUCACCCUUGGUCAUGCCUUCAGCCCCAGCCCGGGGGAUGCAGACGUGUCCCCCAUGGAUGCUGUCAGCGCUGGCACCCAGAAGGAUGAGCUGACGCUGCGGAUUGUGGUGCGCAUGCCGCCCCAGCACAUCAUCAAGGGGGACCUCAAGCAGCAGGAGUUUUUCUUGGGCUGGACCAAGGUGAGCGGAAAGGUAGACUGGAAGAUGCUGGAUGAGGCUGUCUGCCAGGUCUUCAAGGAUUACAUCACUAAGAUGGAUCCUGCGUCCACGCUGGGGCUCAGCACCGAGUCCAUCUACGGCUACAGCAUCAGCCACAUCAAGCGCGUGCUGGACACGGAGCCGCCAGAGCUGCCACUGUGCCGCCGGGGCCUGACCAGCAUUGUCGUGACGCUCAAAGGCUUGAAAGAGAAAUGCGUGGACAGCCUGGUGUUCGAAACACUCAUCCCCAAGCCCAUGAUGCAGCACUACAUCAGCCUCCUGCUGAAACACCGCCGCCUCAUCCUCUCGGGGCCCAGUGGCACCGGCAAGACCUACCUGACCAACCGCCUGGCCGAGUACCUGGUGGAGCGCUCGGGUCGGGACGUCACCGAGGGCAUCGUCAGCACCUUCAACAUGCACCAGCAGUCCUGCAAGGAUCUUCAGCUGUACCUGUCCAACCUGGCCAACCAGAUUGAUCGGGAGACGGGCACGGCGGAUGUGCCGCUGGUGAUCCUCCUGGAUGACCUCAGCGAGGCGGGCUCCAUCAGCGAGCUCGUCAACGGUGCGCUCACCUGCAAGUACCACAAAUGUCCGUAUAUCAUUGGCACUACCAACCAGCCUGUGAAGAUGACCCCAAACCAUGGCCUCCAUCUCAGCUUCAGGAUGCUGACCUUCUCCAACAAUGUGGAGCCGGCCAAUGGCUUCCUGGUGCGCUACCUGCGGCGGAAGCUGCUGGAGUCAGACACGGACAUCAACGCCAACAAGGAGGAGCUGCUGCGGGUGCUGGACUGGGUGCCCAAGCUCUGGUACCAUUUGCACACCUUUCUGGAAAAACACAGCACAUCCGACUUCCUCAUCGGUCCCUGCUUCUUUCUGUCCUGCCCUAUUGGAAUUGAGGAUUUCCGGACCUGGUUCAUCGACCUGUGGAACAAUUCCAUCAUCCCUUACCUGCAGGAGGGGGCAAAAGAUGGGCUCAAGGUCCAUGGGCAGAAGGCAGCCUGGGAGGACCCCGUGGAGUGGGUGCGGGACACCCUGCCCUGGCCGUCAGCGCAGCAGGACCAGUCCAAGCUGUACCACCUGCCCCCACCCACCGUCGGGCCCCAGAGCGCCGUGUCCCCCCCUGAGGAGCGCACCGUGAAGGACACCACACCCAGCUCCCUGGACUCAGACCCACUGAUGGCCAUGCUGCUGAAGCUCCAGGAAGCUGCCAACUACAUUGAGUCUCCAGACCGUGAGACCAUGGUGGACCCCGACCUGCAGUCGACUCUGUGAGGCCCAGAUGUGCCAGCCCAGGUGGAGGGGAGCUGCUGCUGGGCUGCUCUCCUUUUCCUUUGGCAUCCAGGAGCGUGGGGCUGGCGAGCAAACGGAGAGGAGAAGAGCAGGGCUCUGGCGUGUCCUGGCGGAGCCCGGGGAAACUCGGCUCAUCCGUGAAAGAGCACGAGUUACCAUCUCCCCUCCCAACCGUGGGGGUAGGAGAAUCCUGGUUUCUCUUCUUGGUUUUUUCUGUCUCUAUUGCAAACUCUUGGGCUUUGGGACCAAGGCAACCGCUGAGGCUGAGCCCCUGCUCCCGGGAGCUGCAGGAAGGCCCCUGCGUGGGGCAGGGACCCCGCGGGAGCCACCUGGGCCACAGCUGGGGGCGCAGGAGGAGCUGGGGCUGCAGGAUGGGCAUGAGGGGCUCCGGCUUCCUCUGCACCUGCUGGGCAAAGCCACCAGAGCCUCCACUGUGGAGCUCCCACCCUGAGCCAGCCAAGGGGAGCAUGGCUCUCGCUGCUCUCUGUGCAUUCCCUGUUCCACCUGCACAGCAGCUGCUGUGACCAGGACAGCCCAAAAACCCUGCUUUUCUUAUUUUAUUUUGUUUCCCCCUUCCCCUUUUCUUUGGCUGAGUCCAGACUUUGCUUUGGUCCCUUUUUUUGUUCUGGUACUUUGCUCUCCUGGCCUGGAGCCUGUGGCCUGGUGCCUACUGCUUCCCUGGCAGCAGUGUCCUUCGCCUUUGGUUUCUUUUGCAGCUGUUGGUUUCACCACUCAAACCACCUCUGUCAUAAAACUGGUGCUCACUGGAUGAUCUCCAGUCCCUGAACCCACCUCCUGGGGCUGCACAGGUUGGCUGAGGUGGGACUUGGAGGCCAAUGUGGAGGCAGGUGGCAGCAGGAGGCUCCCAGAGCAGCCCCUCACGUGGCAACUCCCUCCUCCUCCAAGGCACAGGGCAUUGGGAUGGUGUCUCCCACCAGGGUGGGAUGCCACAGAGCAUCCCCUCCCUGAGGUACUGGGGCAUGGGGAGGCUGCUGCUGCUGCCCCAUCCCUGGGCAGCUGGAUGCCAUCCCUGUCCCCUUGGUGGAGGGGAGCCCAACCAACCUCUCAUCCCCUUGGUGCUGCCAGGCCUGGGGCGGUGGGUCAAUGAGCCUGGGGUUGCUUGCUCCCCAUGCUGCCUGCUCCCCCUGGCCCUGUGCCUUCCUGCAGCCUGGCAGGGUCUGUGUUGGUGCUCUGGGGGCACCUGGGGCUGCCAUGUGUCCUCCUGGCCUUAUCCUGCAUUGUCAAAAGGCCAGACUCCAUGGAGAGGGUCGGCCCCGGUGCUGCCGUGGUGCCUUAAUCUCUGGCCAUGCGGGAAGGGGGGACGUGGGGCUUGGGACAUGCUGUCACAGCCUGCUCGAGUAGCCUCUGUUCCCAAAGCCAGCUUGGCUGGGAUUUAAUGAAGGUGCUGGCACUGCUGCCUGCAGCACCCUCACUGGCCUGUCCCCAGCCAUGGCUGUGGAGUGCCCUGCAGGUCUGCACUCCCAUCCUGUGCUGACCUGGGCUCUGGGGGCCUCCUCCUCCCUUCUGCCCUCCAGCUCAGCCCCCACAUUUUUCUGGGGCCCUGGAGAGACAUAUGAGGAGAGGUGACCCUAGGGCUGGAUCAACUGAGCCCACCCUGUCCCCAAACUCUGCCAGGCUGGGGACUGGGCAGCCUCAGCCCCCUGUGCUGCAGCUGGUGCGGUCUUCAGGGACACCUCACACCCCUCUGGAACGGGCAUCUCCCGCAGUGCCCCCGGAGGCUGCCGCCACCUCUGUCCUCCCUCGGUGCUCUUGGCCGGUGUGUCCCGCCUCGCCGCCCCAUGGUGCUCACUUCUCCCACCUCUCCGUCUGUCCGACAGCCUCCUGCUGCCGCCGGGGCCAGCCAGCCCGGCCCCUUCCCACGGGGAUCUCCGGGAUCUCUUCCCCAUGCUGGCUUGGGCGUUAGGGCUUUCUGUUCGCCUUCUCUUCUGUCGAGGACUCGCUGUACAUAGAUCCGUCGUGGAACGCCCUGUGUGGGUUGGGGGGGCGCGGCCCUGCGCCUUGUCCCUGGUUUUGGGUUUUUUUUGUACUCUGUGAUGACUGUGCUGUGCUGACUUCUUUUCUGAUUGUAUGAGACUCCGGCCCAGCAGCCACUCGAGGUCUGCAAUGGGGACGCAACUGUUCCCUCCAGCCCCUCGCCUCCUCCUUGAGGCUCUGGUGCCCAGGGUGGGAAGUGACUGAUGCACCUUUUGGGGGCUGCCCUGUGCCCAGGUGCCCUGAGGAGUCCCAUGGGAGGAGGGGCAGCCUUGCCUGAGCUUUCUUUUCUGACUCCUCCAGGGAGCCACCCAAACCUGGACCAAAUUGUAGCCGUCCCCCACUGCUGAGCAUCCCCUGGCCUGUGUCCUGCAGGUUUGCCCUGUCCCUCCCCAGAUCGGGGCUGCCCCCAUGCCAUCGCCUCAGCCCCAGCAGCUGGAAGUGAGCGGGUGGUGUGAUCCAGGAGGAAUCUCUGGGGGAAGGAGAAGGGCCAUGCCAGCAGGUGGGCCUUGAGAUCAGCUGCUGGGGGGCUUGGCUGGGGUUACCUGGCUGGAGAGGCCAGGUCCUGAUGGAUUCCUCCUGGCUUACACCAAGCACCUCAUGUCCCCAAGGCUGGCAGCUGUCUGGGGGCCAACCCCUGGCUGUGGGCUGAGCCCCUCUGUGCCCAGGGGUCCAAGGAUUGCUCUAACUCAUCCUCCUGCCACCUCCAAGGGUGCCCACCACCCCAAAGGUGCCUGUUGUCCCCAAAGGUGCCUGCUGUCCCCAAAGGUACCCAUCACCCCACAAGGGUAUCUGCCAUCUCCAGAGAUGCCAGUUGCCCCCAAAGGUGCCCGUGGUUCCCGGGAGUCCCCCUGAGGGGCUGGAGGUGGGUGAUGCCAGUGCCUCACCCUCCUGCCCCCUCGAGCUGCUGCUGCCUGGUGGCCUGAACCUUACAAUUUUAGCUUUUUUCUAAUAAACACAAACAACCUUUUUUUAAUUAAAUAAAAGAUGAAAUGGACACAUUCCUGUUCUAGAUUAUCUGUGUAAUUGACUGGGUUUUGUGUUUCUUAACUGCAUGGUAUUCCUGCCGAGGGGUUUUAUAGCACUUUUUAAAUUUCUCUUUAAGAUUUUGGUCCAGAUUUCUACUCACGCCUGUCGUCUGUUUUUGUUUUUUCCUUGCGCCCUCCACGUUUGUAAACUCGCUCCAUUUUAUACCUGAUGUUGAGACCCAGCCCCACGUUGUAUAUAGCUGCGGGAACAAUCAUAGGGAACAAACAAACACCAUCUGGACUCUUUCCACGAUUAGUUGUUUUUACUUCAAAGAAAUUUUAAAGGAAACAUAAAAGGAAGCCAGGAAGAGGCUUGAGGAUAUUCUGAAAAGACAGAAACAAAUUCAGCCCUGCACCAAGUCAGCUCCUGCUGCCCACACUGCCCGCACCAACUGGCAUGUCUCUUCUCAGUCGUCUGUCUAACACCAUUGGAUUCAAUAAAGUGAU
Molecule: messenger RNA, 9837 nt
Organism: Pyrgilauda ruficollis (rufous-necked snowfinch)
Lineage: Eukaryota; Metazoa; Chordata; Aves; Passeriformes; Passeridae
Gene: NAV1
Product: neuron navigator 1
Exons: 32
Coding region: 95-6352 (2085 amino acids)
Biological process (GO): neurogenesis; microtubule bundle formation; neuron migration
Cellular component (GO): microtubule cytoskeleton; axon initial segment
Molecular function (GO): ATP hydrolysis activity
Source: RefSeq, a predicted model, not a curated record